Molecule: messenger RNA, 689 nt
Organism: Setaria italica (foxtail millet)
Lineage: Eukaryota; Viridiplantae; Streptophyta; Magnoliopsida; Poales; Poaceae
Product: putative glutaredoxin-C2
Exons: 1
Coding region: 111-428 (105 amino acids)
Source: RefSeq, a predicted model, not a curated record
GCACGCAGCAGCAGCUGAGCAGCAGACUGAGACUACGUACUAGUCGGUCGAUCGAGCAAGUGAGGAAGUGAAGUGAUCAGCUGAUCAGAAUAAGCUCGAUCGAAUCGUCAAUGGCGGACGGUGGCGUGGCGAGGCUGGCGUCGCAGCGCGCGGUGGUGAUCUUCGGCACGAGCAACUGCUGCAUGUGCCACGCGGUGAAGACGCUCUUCUCGGGCCUGGGCGUGAGCUGGGCGGCGUGCGAGCUGGACAAGGAGCCCAAGGGGAAGGACAUCGAGAAGUCGCUGGCGCGCAUGGUGGGCCGCAGCCCGCCCGUGCCGGCGGUGUUCAUCGGCGGCAAGCUCGUCGGCACCACCGACCAGGUCAUGGCGCUGCACCUCGGGGGGAAGCUCGUGCCGCUCCUGCGCGAGGCCGGCGCCCUGUGGCUGUGACCUGUGAGCUAACCGAUGAUCAACUAGCUAGCUAGCUUUCCAUGACUAUAAUGCUUAAUGCGUGUGUGAAGCUUCUUCGACGUGGUCGCGAGUACUACUUCUAACUGCGUGAGGUUGUUAUAGUUACGUGCUGCCGCCAGGAGCAACGGCUUCCUCCUGUGAUUACACAAGGAAUGCCCUGCAAGUUGUAACCGGUCGCGAUGAGUACACUGUAAAAGAUAAGCAUACUAUAAUUAAGUUUAUGACACCUUCUCUACUCGA